Heterobilharzia americana is the source of this 2821-nucleotide messenger RNA. The record is from the annotation of a GenBank genome assembly. Lineage: Eukaryota; Metazoa; Platyhelminthes; Trematoda; Strigeidida; Schistosomatidae.
GCGCUGGUUAUGAUGCAUGAUGGAUUUUGAAAGAGUCAGUUUUUCAAUUCAAAGACUCAAUAAGGAUUCAAUGGAAAAAGGAAAUAUCCGCCUACAACAUUUGACAGGCCAAAUUAAUUCUAUUUUACAGUCCGACUUAUUCGCUAGAUGUUAUGAUAUAGUAAAUGUCAUUCAUUUUCAUCCAGUAACAGAUGACUUAGACGCUUUCAUACCGAACGCGAAUAUCAAUGAAACUCAGACAGGUUUACCACCAUUUUCCAUGGAGCAGCUUAAAAAAAGAAUCGUAAAUUUACACCUACCCUAUGGCACAAGUGUAUUCAGCCUCCAGUUACCCAAUUAUCAGCCUCGAUUUGGAUAUCGAAGAUCAGGAAUAGUUCUCCGACAGGCUGUGAUCAAAGGAGAAGUAGAAAGUUUGUUCAUUGCAGGUGUAGAACAUGGUAGUCCAGCAAGCAAUGCAGUGGAUCUACAUAUGGGUGAUUGCAUAUAUGCAAUAUCUGGUUAUCCAUUAGACUGGCAUACAUUAGAACAAUUGAGACAUAAAUUAAUUGAACUAGAUGGGCUGUCACCGAAUUCCAAUAUCUACGACUUGGCAACUUAUCUGCUUAAUAGACCAUAUCAAAAUAUUGGAGUUCCUGGAGAUCAUCAUGGAUUACAUAAUAAUGGAAUGUUUAAGGUUACUAGUGAUAUUCCGGAUUCCGUAACUCUAGAACCACCAGUGCUUGUUCUUUUUCGUUAUCCAAAGACAAAUUUGUCAUGGUCCAAUGAAGUUAAAAGGAAUGAAAUAACGGAACCAAAGAAUGUUGUCAAAAAAGGUGAAGUUAGAUAUUAUGAAACAGUGCUUGAAAAUAGUUCAGACGACACAGGAUUAGGUUUACAAAUCGGAUGUGACCAAGAUGAAAAAGGAAUCUUAAUUGUCUCCAUAUUCAAAAAUAGUCAAGCUGAACGAGAUGGUGUUUUGAGAGAAGGAGAUCAUAUAGUCGAGGUAAAUUACCAAAACCUCGAAGGUCUGGAAGCCAAACAAGCCUUAAAGAAAGUCAAAAGCAUAUGUCGAAAUGCAAAGUUCGUACACAUUAAGUGUUCCAGAAAUUUGAAAACGGAUGACUAUGAAUUCAUGUUUCCAUGUGAUAAUGAAGAAAAGCAGUCUGAAGAUAGAGAUGUGGUAAAUGACAGCAGUCAGGAAAUGAUAAGCACUGAAGAUUGCAAUAAAGGUGACAGUACUGAAAGAGAUGCAGUUACAAGCCCAGAUCCUCCAGAGAAAUCUUUACAUAGUCUUCAAAGUGGUUCUGUUUCUCCAGCUGACUCAAAUUACAAUGAACUGAGCAAAAAUAGUCAAGAAUAUAAAAGCGUCAUGGAUACCGACGAUGAUGAAAAUAUUCUAAUUAAAUGGAUGGAUAUGUUUGAUCCUGAUGUCAAAAUACUGGAAAAACGAUGGGUAGAAAGAUAUGGCAUUUUUCAAAGUAAAGUCAUGCAUGAUUUGGAUACAAAGCAACCAAAAUUAUCAAGCACAAAACAGAAGCUAAAUAAUUAGGAAUUUAUGGUAGAGAAUAGCAAUGAUUCCGUGCAACAACAGCGACUUACAAAUUGUUAUGCACAAAUUUUCAAACGAAAGUAACAGACAGUUUAGCCUCCAAUCAGCUCAGAGAUGAAGUACUAAAUAUUAAUGUAAAUAUAGAAUUCGGGCACUGUGUUGUGAUGUGAUUCCAUAUUAGAUCUGUUCAUUUAACAUUGCACGCAUCGAUACGGGUUAUUUAUCAGAUAACGUUUCGAGAAGACAAAAGUUAAUUUACCAACACCUUACAAUGAUCGUGAGGCCAAGUACAUUGGUCAAACCAGUCGAAUGGGGUCACUCAGGGUAACACAAAAUAGGAACCUAGCUAAGUCUAGAACGUCAAAACCUAUUGAGACGAGUAAUUUACAGAAGAAUCUAGUCACAUAUGUAUACAAAUACAUACAACCACAAAAUAAUUUGGAGGAGAGGAACAGCCAUGAAAGCCAAUAGAGCUAAUUAGAGAAUGAGGUCGAUCACUUAAUCCCUAUUCAUAUACUAAACACCAAACACUUACAAUAGGAAUGAUACAACACCGAUUUCACAUAUAAUGAAAAUCCAACUACCAAUUAAACCAAAUUAUGCAAAGCAGUAGAACUUUAAAACUGGGGCAGAAAGUCGUGUGAUUACUUUGAAAUGAAUAUGAGCAGUAAAUUGUGCUCGAAACGUUAUAUACUAAAUAUUACUACAAUCACUGUGUGCUAUAUAAAAUAUACUAAACCAAUAUGGAUUUACUGAAUGUUGUUUUCAAAAAGAGAAAUGCUCUUAAUGUUUGAAAAGACUGAAAGUCAUGCAUUGAUUCGUGAAUGUUACCACUAGUAUGUAUAUAUUCUGCCUUUCUGAUAUCUUGGAAGUUAAUGAUAUUUGGCUGUUCAUUCAGUUACCUAUCCGUUAGUAACUUAUCAUGACACUUUAAACUAUAUAUUGGCAGAAUAUUACAAGAGGGUGGAGGAUUUCUACUAAGAUCAAGCUCUUCUAAAGUAAUGAACUACUACAAAUGCCAACCCUACGACAAAACCAGGAGUAUUGAUUUCAAGUAAGCAGCAAAUAAAAUAUCUAUGACACCUGAUAUGAAUAUGGACAAUAAAUUGUGUCCGAAACGUUAUCCACUAAAUCCUACUGUUUCACUGUGUGAUAUUUCUAACAGACACACUAAAAUGGAAUUACAAUCGACCACAGUGCCCAAGUUUUACUCUUAUACUCCGCUAAACAAUUAUGAAGAACUGAAAACAUAUUUCAAAUGACAACUUACAUUGAACAUAGCAGUCAUUUUGA